Molecule: messenger RNA, 3158 nt
Organism: Lepisosteus oculatus (spotted gar)
Lineage: Eukaryota; Metazoa; Chordata; Actinopteri; Semionotiformes; Lepisosteidae
Biological process (GO): centrosome cycle; regulation of Golgi organization; positive regulation of microtubule nucleation
Cellular component (GO): Golgi apparatus; centrosome
Molecular function (GO): molecular adaptor activity
Source: RefSeq, a predicted model, not a curated record
UUUUUUGUUAAUUCAGAUUGGUUGAAAUAGUUUUGAUAGAAUUGUACACUUUAUAAAGCAUAAUGUAACGAAAAAAACAGCAUAAAUGUCCAUCUGUAAUUUAUUUCUGCACACAUGUAUUUAAGAAGAUGGUUGCUGUGCUGUGCAUCUGAGUGUACUAUACAAAUGGACUGGCUUGGUUUUCAGAAGAAUGGUUUAAGGAGAGAUGGAAAUGUUUUUUGCAGUUCAAUGUUCAUACUGAAGUACACACUUUCACAGAAAACUCAAAUGGGCUUUCACUUUGGUUGCUGGUGGAGCAUUGUAGAUCUUUACAGUGGGUGCAUUGUGGUAGAAAUAAUGUGCCUUCAGGGCAUGACUGUCUGCAGUCAUCCUUUUUGUAACUUGUCUUUGUACAUUUUUCUGGUUUAGUUUUAUUCCAGAUGAUGUGUAUGCAAUCGAAGAAAUCAUGCCAUAAUUGGCCUUUUAUAAUCUCAGGCAUUAUUCAAAGGAGAAUUAAGAGAAUCUACGACAUCGAUUAUGUCAUUUUUUUUACAAGAUUUGGGAGAAAUCUGGAAAGAAAGAUUCCUGGAUUUUAAAAAAGCAGAUUGUCUGGUCAUAAUUUUUGUACUUCGUAAAAUCUUUACGUGAUUCUUCUAUCUUUUGUGGAUAGAAUCUUUGCUAAAUAUCGUGUGGUACCUUUGCUAAAUACCUUGCUAGGAUAGCAGUGGGGUUUUCCAUAUAAACUCAGCAACGUUACCUUGUAAUGCAUAAUUCCACCCAACAGAUAAAACUCAGCCUGAAGGACCAUAUAAAUUUGACACUGACAGGUAUUUCUUUAAAGAGAACAGGCGUUUAAAUAUUAUUUGACAAAGACUCACAGGCAAUGAGUCUCAUCCUUUGCUAUUUUUCUGAAUCCGAAAAGCAGAUGUUUUAUCUGGCUGAAUUAAUUAAAAGUGAUGAGGUUUAUUUAAUCUGUAGGUGAUGGGAUUUCACUUCCAUUUUGUCAGAGCAAGUGCUUGUUAGACUGGCUAAUCUUAAUCUGUAAAGUCCCCUGCAGUCUUCCAAAUGCUCGUUGGAACUGUAAACGCAGGAGGACGGGUCACGGAAGCAUUUCCGAAAAUUCCCUCUAGAAAAGAAAAUCCCUCGUAAAAUUUCUUGUCGCUUUGCGAACGAGUUGUAUCAUAUUGGUACAAUUGAUACAACAAUGCAAAUAUGAUGAGCUGGAUCUUGAUGGUUGUUUUACUUGAAUGAUCUUAAAUCUUAUCUGUGAAGAUGCUGUUGCUCUGCAAUGAUAAGGGCACUUGAUUGAAUCAGGGGGGACAGUGUUACAGAGGAAAGACGGAAGGAAUUUGUUUUGCAUCUGUAACUGACAGGAAGUGGUUUUGCUGUAGUUAUGCAGAUGUGCUCAGAAAGAGGUUUUUUCGAGAUGAAUUCACUUGAGGCUGAUGGAGCCUGUUCACAGCAUUUCUAAAUGAAAGACUAAAAUGUUUAUGCCAACUGUUGAAAUUCCCCACGGCAUUUUUGAUAGCACUGGAUGCAGGCUGCAGUGCGGAAGAGGCUGCCUCGUUCCUUUACUUUGUCUUCUCUCUGUCUGAACGUUUAACAUGGACAGCUGGUGGCAGCAAACGCAGACGUGCUUGUGGCUUUAAUCCUCAAACCGAAAUCAGAUUUGAGCAGGACAGCCGAGGUGGCUUCUAAAAUGGGGCAGCUUUCAGGAUGAUAAACAAUCAUGUACUAGAUAAGUCCUUCGGCUUGUUUUGGUAUUCUCAGAUUUACUGAGGAUACCUUAACUUUCUUGAGGGGUUUUACAGGGUGUUUUUCUGUUGUUUGUUAGCCCGUGAUUAUAUAAGCUCGUGUGGAAGUGCGGAUCAUGCUUGUCUUGGGGGGAUUUGAUGUGACUGUGUGCUCCCAGGGAAUGAGGAUGGAUUACAGGAUUUCUUUCUUGGCUUACUCGCCGCAAGAACCUUUAGUUUUUCCCCCCUGUUGUGAGAAGCAACACUGAACCCCAUGGCAGGGCCAUUGAGGGUUAAGAAGAGAGAAGAAGUACAGGUCCUCAAGGUGUUUUUUUGAACGGGGCGAUGAGGGAUCCGUGUCGCGUCUGUGGGAGCGAGCUGCGAGGGAAUCAGUGCCGCUGGAUUUUCAGUCCCUCCGGCAAGAGGAACCUGCAGGUGAUCCUGUCGUACGUCCUGGGGGCGGCACUGACCCGCGAUGGCCGGGGGGAGUUCCUGUGCAGCAAGUGCGUCUUCAUGCUGGAGAAGGUGGUCAGUUUCGACGUGGCCAUCGGCGAGCUGCAGGCAGCGCACGCCGCCGGGGUGCAGCAGCUGCUCGCCGAGAGGGACGCCCUGUCCCAGUGCAUCUUCCACAUCUACCGCCGCCACAACCCCAGGCCGGAGGGGAGCGGAGGAGAGCGUCUUUCACUGGCGGCAGGUGAUGGAGGGAUUCCUGAAGAGGCCUCUUCAGAAACCGAGAGCGUUUUCUCCGCGGCUCAUUCCAGAGAACCUGUCUCGGCAGGGAGCCGCGUGAGAAGAUGCACGCGUCACGACGCGCUGCAGGCUCGCGAUCCGCCUCGUAACGCAGCGUGUCCUUCCUCCACACGGUCGGGCUGUGACAGCUUUUUAAAAAAUGCCUAUCUGAAGCCAGGGCGAAGUCGAUCCCAAAGCAUGUACCUGGAUUUAAUCCACAGAAGGUGCAGCACAUCCAGUGCGCUACGCAACCGGUCUGCCUCUCUCCACUCUUUGUACCCAGACUUCAUGAAGUCGGAUUCCCACUCUGGGUCCUGCUCUUUGCUCAGCAUUACAGCUGUGAGAUGCAGUGGUGGUGAUGGAUUUGACUCUCGUCUUUCUGAUUUGAGGGGCACCUCUUCAAGUAAUGCGCCAUUUGUCCGUGAUGUGCUUAAGAUGCUCAGGAGCAUUCAGUAUAAGCCCAUCUCAAUAGUGCCAAAAAGUAAGAUCCCCAUUCUGUCAAAAUAUGUCUCCAGACGUCCAGCAUCAGGCUGCAGUUACACACAUAGCAGGGCAUCGUCAAAAACGAGACAGGAGUCUGGCGAAUGGAAAUCUUUACAGGACCUUAUAGAUGAUUUUAAUGAUGACUAUACACCGUUGAAAGUUGAGGUAAUCUGCUUAAAAUAAUGCCGUAACAUUCUGAGCUGAAAGAUCAGACUGGGACUUGUUUAUGUUAAG